Molecule: messenger RNA, 4419 nt
Organism: Ochlerotatus camptorhynchus
Lineage: Eukaryota; Metazoa; Arthropoda; Insecta; Diptera; Culicidae
Gene: Gart
Product: trifunctional purine biosynthetic protein adenosine-3 Gart
Exons: 7
Coding region: 261-4382 (1373 amino acids)
Biological process (GO): 'de novo' IMP biosynthetic process; adenine biosynthetic process
Cellular component (GO): cytosol
Molecular function (GO): ATP binding; phosphoribosylamine-glycine ligase activity; phosphoribosylglycinamide formyltransferase activity
Source: RefSeq, a predicted model, not a curated record
UCCACUUAUAUCAAUUCAGAUGCUCAUAGAGUGCGCACAUGGUUGCAGGAUUUAAAUUGAAGUGUCUUCCUUUCGGUUUCCUCAUAUUCGAUUCCGACGCGUUACUAACAAAGUUAAUUCUCUCGAAUCAAGUGAAUCUUUGUGAUCGGAUUGUGUGAGCCGCCGUGUUUCGUGUAACAAUCAUCUUACCUAUUGGAUGCGAAAUAGGUCGGCAAUCUCAGCUUCUGUGGUGAUCUGCUAAUCUGCGAAUAGUGACAAACAUGAGUGCUACCUUGAAGAAUGUCCUUGUGGUAGGAGGCGGAGGUCGUGAACAUGCCAUUUGCUGGAAGCUAGCUCAGAGCCCAAAAGUGGCCAAUGUGUACGCUCUGCCCGGUAGUCCCGGAAUCGGACAGUUGGAUAAAGUGACCCUCGUCAGCGACAUCAGUGUGAAGAAUCUCGAUGCGGUAGUUACUUGGUGCAAAAGCAAUUCGAUCCAUUUGGUUGCGGUGGGACCUGAAGAUCCGUUAGCUCAUGGCAUCGGCGAUAAGCUGCAGGCAGCGGGAGUCAAAUGCUUCGGACCGAGCAUGAAGGGGGCGCAGAUUGAAGCGAACAAGAACUGGUCUAAGGAUUUCAUGCACCGCCACGGAAUUCCGACGGCUCGUUACUCGGCCUUCACCAAGGCGGAUGAUGCAAAGGCAUUCAUUGGAAGCGCCUCGUUCGAUGCCCUGGUAGUGAAAGCCAGUGGUCUGGCAGCGGGAAAAGGUGUAAUCGUAGCGGAAAACAAGGACCAAGCAUGUGCCGCUGUGGACGAAAUCCUUGGCGACAAGAAAUUCGGUUCAGCCGGCGACGUGGUAGUGGUCGAGGAAAAACUAAACGGCGAAGAAGUUUCGGUCCUUGCCUUUGUGGAUUCCAAUACCGUUCGCGUCAUGCUGCCUGCUCAGGAUCACAAACGGCUGAAGAAUGACGAUUGUGGACCGAACACCGGAGGAAUGGGAGCUUACUGCCCCUGUCCGAUCAUCACGCCGGAAGAGCUGAAGAUCGUCACGAGAGAAGUGCUGCAGCGUGCCGUCGAUGGCCUACGCAAGGAAGGCAUCAAAUACAACGGCGUUUUGUAUGCCGGAAUGAUGCUUACCCCCAGCGGGCCGAAAACGUUGGAGUUUAACUGCCGCUUCGGAGAUCCGGAAACCCAAGUCAUUUUGCCAUUGCUGGAAAGUGACCUGUUUGAGGUUAUGGAAGCCUGUAGCGAGGAUCGGCUGGAGGGGAUUGAGUUGAAGUUCCGACAACAUGUCCAUGCCGUCGGAGUUGUCAUGGCCAGCAAGGGCUACCCGGAGACAUCCACCAAGGGUUGUGUUAUAAAAGGCCUUGAGGCGGUUGACAAGCGCCCAGAUCAUAUGGUAUUUCACAGUGGAGUAGGCAAAAACGCUGACGGCGAAUUCGUUACGAACGGCGGUCGAGUGCUGAUCAACGUAGUACUGCAAUCGAAUCUUCGCUCAGCAGCCGCCCUGGCAACGGCAGCAUGUUUCGAUGUUAAGUUUGACGGAUCGCAGUACCGGACUGACAUUGCCCAGAAGGCACUGAAAUAUGCGCAACUUACGUACAAGGGGAGUGGAGUCGACCGAGACGCAGAAAGUGACCUCCUAAAGCGAAUCAAGCCGUUGGCCAUGGGUACGGAUCGACCGGGAAUUCUGAGAACCUUCAAAGGAUUCGGAGGCCUUCUUAGACUGAACGAGGUAACUUAUGACGAUAACUCCGGUAAGCAAGUUCCCUACAAAGAUCCGGUGCUGGUACAGGGAACGGACGGUGUUGGUACCAAGCUGAAGAUUGCCGAAACUAUGAACUACUGGGAUAGUAUCGGCAUUGACCUGGUGGCAAUGUGUGUGAACGAUGUUCUAUGUGCAGGUGCUGAACCGUUGGCUUUCCUAGACUACAUCGCAUGCGGUAAACUGGAUGUUCCAACGGCUGCGCUAAUUGUCAAGGGCAUCACAGAAGGUUGUCGCGAAACGAACUGCGCCCUGUUAGGAGGAGAAACCGCCGAAAUGCCAUCUAUGUACAAACCGGGCAAGUAUGACCUGGGAGGGUAUUGCGUAGGAGUUGUAGAACAUGACGCGAUCUUGCCACGGGUUGCCGAUAUCAAGAACGGCGACCUCCUGAUUGGACUACCAUCCAGCGGAGUUCACAGCAACGGAUUCAGCUUGGUCAACAAAAUCUUGGACGCCAACGGCUACAAACUCACAGACAUUGCUCCGUUCAGUAAACAUAAGCUAUCGUUCGGACUUGAAUUGUUGAAACCUACCACCCUCUACAUCAAGUCAGUGCUGCCUGUUUUACGAAAAGGUCAUGUCAAGGCCUUGGCUCACAUUACCGGUGGCGGUUUGGUUGAAAAUAUUCCGAGAGUGCUUUCUGCUAACUUGGCAGUGGAAAUCGAUGCCAAUGACUUCAAGAUCCUGCCAGUCUUUGGUUGGUUGGCAGCCAACGGUAAUGUUCCUGAUUCCGAAAUGCUGAGAACCUUCAACUGCGGUGUUGGUAUGGUUCUUGUGGUUCCCGCCGAUGACAAGUCAUGGGAGUCGCUGAAAGCGUACGGAGGAGCCGUCAUCGGUAAGAUUUGCGAUCGUAAAUCAACGACCACUCCUCAAGUUGUCGUCAAAAACUUCAGCCAAGCGAUUGCCAAAGCUUCCGAACCGUUCAACAAAACUACCCGAUCCAACGUGACCAUAACGUACAAGGACAGCGGCGUCGAUAUCACUGCUGGGGAUGACCUUGUAACGAAGAUUAAACCUUUCGCGAAAGCCACCAUCAGAAAGGGAUGUAUCGGAGGAUUGGGCGGCUUUGGCGGUCUCUUCCGAUUGAAGGAAGCUGGAACAUUCAAGGAUCCUGUGCUAGUUCUGACGACCGACGGCGUGGGAACAAAGCUGAAAAUUGCCCAACAGACUAACGCUCACGGUACGAUCGGAAUCGAUCUGGUUGCUAUGGGCGUCAACGAUGGUCUAUGCAGUGGAGCGGAUCCGAUGAAUUUCCUAGAUUACUACGCCUGUGGUCAUUUGGAGGUUGACGUUGCCGCGCAGGUGAUUUCAGGAAUCGCCAAGGGCUGUACAGAUAGCGGAGCUGCCCUACUUGGAGGUGAAACCGCCGAAAUGCCAGGCAUGUACGAGAAAGGAAGCUACGAUCUGGCUGGGUUCGUUUUGGGUAUCACAGAAUAUGAUCAGCUACUACCAAGAACCGAUUCGAUAACCGAUGGUGAUCUGAUCAUUGCACUACCCUCUUCUGGACUUCAUAGCAACGGUUUCAGCCUGGUCCAUAAGGUAAUGGACUAUGCAGGACUAACCUACAGCGACAUAGCACCGUUCAGCGCUACAAACAAAUCAUUCGGAGAAGAACUACUCACACCAACCAAAAUAUACGCGAAGGAAGUUCAUCCUCUGUUGAAAUUGAAUCUCGUAAAAGCCUUGGCUCACGUGAAAACUGGCGGUCUCGUCGAGAACAUCACCAAGAUCCUUCCUCAGGGCUUCCAGGUUGAAGUUGAUGCUAAGCAAUUCCACAUUCCUCCCGUUUUUGGAUGGUUGUGCAAAGCUGGUCACCUAGCUGAACAAGAAAUGCUCCGAACCUUCAACUGCGGAGUUGGAAUGACCCUGAUUGUCGGCAAGGAGCAUGCUCAAACUGUGCUGGACGAACUUCAAAGCUUACGAGCGACUUCAAUUGGACGUGUGCAACAAUCCAACACGAGUGGACCCAAAGUCAGUGUUGUCAACUUUGCUGAAUGCCUCAAAAUAUCCCAACUGACGUGCUGCUUGCCAAAGAAACGAAUUGCCGUUCUGAUUUCUGGUUCAGGUAGCAACCUGCAAGCCCUUAUUGAUGCUUCAAGAGACACAAACUUCGGGAUUCGUGGAGAAAUUGUGUUUGUCAUUUCGAACAAAAGCGACGUCUACGGACUGGAACGUGCAGCGAGAGCCGGUGUUCCAUCGAAGGUUAUCCUGCACAAGCAAUUCCCUACAAGAGAGCAAUUCGACGCAGCCGUGUCCGAGGAAUUGGACCGGCAGAAGAUUGACCUCGUUUGCCUGGCUGGCUUCAUGCGAAUCCUGUCCGAGGAAUUUGUGAAAAAGUGGAAGGGACGAUUGAUCAAUAUCCACCCAGCUCUGCUGCCGAAGCACAAGGGAAUUCAUGUUCAACGGCGAGCACUCGAAGCCGGUGAUUCCGAGUCCGGCUGUACGGUGCACUAUGUGGACGAAGGAGUGGACACCGGGGCCAUCAUUUUGCAGAACAGGGUGCCAGUGCUGAAGAACGAUACGGAAGAAACGCUUACGGAAAGAAUUCACCGUGCGGAACAUGUUGCAUUCCCGAACGCACUACGGCUGGUAGCCAAUGGGUUGGUGAGUUUGGGCAAAGAUGGUAAGGUGCAGUGGCACUGAAUCGUUGGAUAUAGCAGAAAGUUCGUACGACUAUUAC